Molecule: messenger RNA, 1095 nt
Organism: Zasmidium cellare ATCC 36951
Lineage: Eukaryota; Fungi; Ascomycota; Dothideomycetes; Mycosphaerellales; Mycosphaerellaceae
Exons: 1
Coding region: 1-1095 (364 amino acids)
Biological process (GO): C-terminal protein methylation
Molecular function (GO): protein C-terminal leucine carboxyl O-methyltransferase activity
Source: RefSeq, a predicted model, not a curated record
AUGUCCACAAUCCCCAACCUCAACACCCUCCGUUCCGAUCGACGGGGUCCGCGCCUCCGAGGACGAAGAGGACCUCGUGAUGGAUCUGAAGAUGUCGGUCGAUUUGGCGAGGAAGAUGUCGAGAUUGGCAAGGAUAAGAUCAUCCAGCAAACGGAUCAGGAUGCCAGCAGCAGUCGGAUGAGUGCUGUGUCAUUGGGAUAUUUUGACGAUCCGUACGCGAAAGCGUUCUUUCCUGCAGGAGAACAAGUCCCGAAAAGAUAUCCCAUUAUCAAUCGAGGAACGUAUGUCCGAACGAAUGCCAUUGACAAACUGGUUCUACGGUAUCUUGAGACAAAUCCGAGCGAACAGAAGCAAAUCAUAUCACUAGGAGCGGGAUCAGACACACGGUUUUUCAGACUAUGCGCUGGCAAAUACAAAGUCAGGUAUCACGAGCUGGACUUCGAAUCGAACGUGGUGCCCAAGCGAGCUGCAAUUCGAGCCUCUGAAGACCUGUCACGCAUGACUCUGCCAAGCAACAAUAGCUCAACGUAUCACCUGCACGCCAUCGACCUGAGAGACUUGACUCACCGAUCGCCUCCAUUGCUACCUGAGAUGUCGACAGAGAUCCCUACCCUGAUCCUCAGCGAAUGUUGUCUCUGCUAUCUGCCUCCAGAUACGGCUAGCAGUGUGAUUCAGUACUUCACCAUGAACAUUCCAGGCUCGAUAGCGAUGAUUCUCUACGAGCCGAUUCGACCGUUUGACUCAUUUGGGAAGACCAUGGUGUCGAACCUGGCAUCACGAGGCAUUGAGCUCCGCACAUUGAAGCGAUACUACUCGCUCGACGCACAGAGGCAACGACUGCGCCUAUCAGGAUUCAAAGGCGGUCAGGGAGCGCGGGACGUCUAUCAGCUGUGGGAGAGCGACGACUGGGUGAGCAACACCGAACGGGAGCGGAUCGAGAAAGUCGAAUGGCUUGACGAGAUUGAGGAGUGGAAGUUGUUGGCGAGUCAUUACUGCGUUGCUUGGGGCUGGAGAGGAGAGCCUUUCGAGCAGGCUUGGAAAGAGAUCGAGGGUGGCCGAACACCUGACGAACAGCGGGAUGAUGCACUCGGGUGA